AUGUAUACAAUAGAGGGACAAUGGGGAGAGGAGACAGUACAGCAGCAAUUAAUAACAAUAGCUAAAGAUUUUAUGGGGUAUAAUCAUAGAAAAAAUACAACAGCAACAGCAACAGCAACAGCAACAGCAACAGCAGCAGCUGCUGCUCCUGCUGCUGCAGCAGGAGAUGGUGCAGGAUCUCGUUCCCCUUCUCCUGGUAAUGCUGAUGAUCAUGAUGAUGUACAUAACGGAGAUGAUGAGGAAGCUCAUGGAUUCAAUCAUGAUGCAAGGGGUGUCUCUGAUAGUUGGCGAGGAGACAAACAUGCAUUAAAGGAUAAUCUAGGCACACAUACAGCUCCUCCAUCACGUAAGCAGCAGCAGCAGCAACAGCAACAGCAGCAGCAGCAGCAGCAACAACAGCAACAGCAACUGCUGCUGCUGGUGUAUUAG
Molecule: messenger RNA, 429 nt
Organism: Eimeria maxima
Lineage: Eukaryota; Apicomplexa; Conoidasida; Eucoccidiorida; Eimeriidae
Exons: 2
Coding region: 1-429 (142 amino acids)
Source: RefSeq, a predicted model, not a curated record